Molecule: messenger RNA, 3571 nt
Organism: Calidris pugnax (ruff)
Lineage: Eukaryota; Metazoa; Chordata; Aves; Charadriiformes; Scolopacidae
Product: spectrin beta chain, non-erythrocytic 4-like
Exons: 14
Biological process (GO): actin cytoskeleton organization
Cellular component (GO): cell junction; cortical actin cytoskeleton; cell projection
Molecular function (GO): actin filament binding
Source: RefSeq, a predicted model, not a curated record
CUACCCCGAGGUGAACAUCCAGAACUUCACCACCAGUUGGAGGGAUGGCUUGGCCUUCAACGCCCUCAUCCACAAGCACAGGCCCGACCUCAUCGACUUCCACAAGUUGACCAAGUCCAACGCGACCUACAACCUCCAACAAGCCUUCAACACGGCCGAGCAGCACUUGGGGCUCAGCAAACUGCUGGACCCCGAGGAUGUCAACAUGGAGGACCCUGAUGAGAAGUCCAUCAUCACCUACGUGGUGUCCUUCUACCACUACUUCUCCAAGAUGAAGGCUCUGGCCGUGGAGGGGAAGCGCAUCGGGAAGGUUCUAGAUCAAGCCAUGGAGAUCGAGGCCAUCAUCGAGCGGUACGAGGCGCUGGCGGCCGAGCUGCUGGCCUGGAUCCACCACACCAUCACCAUCAUCAGCAACCAGAAGUUCGCCAACUCCCUCACGGGGGUCCAGCAGCAGCUCCAGGCCUUCACCGCCUUCUGCACCUUGGAGAAACCCGUCAAGUUCCAGGAGAAGGGGAACCUGGAGGUCCUGCUCUUCACCAUCCAGAGCAAACUCCGGGCCAACAACCGCAAACUCUACGUCCCCAGCGAGGGCAAGAGCAUCUCCGACAUCAAUAAGGCUUGGACCUGCUUGGAGAAGGCAGAGCACGAGCGGGAGGUGUCGUUGCGCAACGAGUUGAUCCGGCAGGAGAAGUUGGAGCUUCUGGCCCAACGUUUCGACCACAAGGCCGUCAUGAGGGAGACGUGGUUGAACGAGAACCAACGGCUGGUCUCACAGGACAACUUCGGCUACGACCUCCCGGCGGUGGAGGCCGCCAUGAAGAAGCACGAGGCCAUCGAGGCCGACAUCUCCUCCUACCAAGAGCGCAUCCAGGUGGUGGUGGAGCUGGCCCUGGAGAUGGAGUCCGAGGGCUACUAUGACACCAAACGCAUCAGCGCCCAGAAGGACAACAUCUUGAGACAGUGGGGACUCUUGACCGAGCUGGUCUGCGCCCGCCGGGCCCGUCUGGAGCAGAACCUGGCCCUGCAGAAGAUCUUCCAGGAGAUGGUCUACAUGAUUGACUGGAUGGAGGAGAUGCAGGUGCUGCUGGUCUCCAAGGACUUGGGGAAGCAUCUUCUGGAGGUGGAGGACCUUCUGCAGAAACAUGGGCUGCUGGAGGCCGACAUCUCGGCCCAGACCGAGCGGGUGCAGGCCCUCAACGCCGCCGCCCUCAAGUUCUCCGAGCUGGAAGGCUACCAACCCUGUGACCCCCAGAUCAUCUGCAACCGGGUCAACCACGUCCAAACCUGCCUGGAGGAACUGGGAGAACUGGCGGGCAAGAGACGCAAGGAACUGGAGGACUCUCGCCAACUCUGGGCCUUCUUCCAGGAGAUGGAGGAGGCCGAGGCGUGGAUCCGUGAGAAGGAGCAGAUCUUGGCCUCCAAAACCUGCGGCCGGGACCUGAGCAGCGUCUUGACCUUGACCAACAAGCACAAGAGCAUGUUGGGUGAACUGGGGAGCCGUCGGGCCCUCUUGCACCAGAGCAUGAAGAAAGGCGAGCAGAUCUUGGCCAAGAAACGUUUCAGCCCCGGUGGGAUCCAGGAGAAGAUGCGGGAGGUCCGCCUCCGUUGGAAGAAGCUGGAGGAGGUGACGGGGUUACACCAACAACGUCUGCAGGAGGCCCUCAACUUCUUCCAGUUCAGCGCCGAGACGGACGAUUUGGUGGCCUGGUUGCAGGACACCUACCGCAUCGUCUCCAGCGAUGACUUUGGCCACGAUGACUAUUCCACCCAAGCUCUUCUGAGGAAGCACCGGGCGGUGGUGGAAGAGGUGGAGAAGCACCGGGCGGCCGUCUUGGCUCUUCGCAAACAGUUGGCUCUUCUCGCCCCCGAACACCGACAAGGGGUGGACGUUCAGAUCCGGGUGGUGGAGGUGGAGCAGCUCUACGGGGAGGUGGCCGAGGUGGCUGUCCUGAGACAACAGUGGCUUCAGGACGCCUUGGCCGUCUACAGGAUGUUCAGCGAGGUCCACGCCUGCGAGGUGUGGGUGGACGAGAAGGAGCAGUGGUUGGAGAGGAUGGAGGUGCCGGAGGAGCUGGAUGAGGUUGAGGUGGUCCAACACAGGUUUGAGAGCCUGGACCAGGAGAUGAACAGCGUCAUGGGACGCAUCUUGGAUGUCAACCAGGUGGUGCAGCAGUUGGUGGACGGGGGGCACCCCAGCUCGGAGGAGGUCCGCUCCUGCCAGGACCACCUCAACAGCAGGUGGAACCGGGUGGUGGAACUGGUGGAGAGCAAGAAGAGCCAACUCAGCUCCGUCCUGAAGAUCCAAAACUACCUGCUGGAGUGCAGCGAGAUGAAGGCCCAGGUGAGGGAGAAGAGAAAAGCCAUCGAAGCCACCCAAUCGGGCGGCGGGGACUUGGGCGGCGUCUUGGCCUUGCAACGGCGUCUCUCCACCAUGGAGGCGGCUUUGGUGGUCUUGGAACCUCGGUUGAUGGAACUUCAACAAGAAGGAGAAGCUUUGGCCACCGCCCACCCCGGGAGGGCCUUGGAGAUCUUGUUGCCCUUCGAGCAGAUCAGCGAAGAGUGGGAGGCCCUCAAACGGGCCCUCCAAGGUUGCGAGGACUCCUUGACCAUCGCUGGUCGCUUGCAACAGUUCAUCCAAGACUUGGACAACUUCCUCGGUUGGUUGGUGAAGACCCAAGCGGCCGUGGCUUCCGAGGAGGUCCCCGACAGCUUGAGCCAAGCCGAGAAGUUGCUCAACCACCACGCGGCCCUCAAGGAGGAGAUCAACGGCUACGAGGAGGACUACGCCAAGAUCCAAGCGGCCAGCGACCUCCUGGCUUUGGAGGAGAUGGAGGUCCCCUCCCUGUCCUUGCAGCAGUGGCUCCAGAAGUUGGACGCGGGUUGGGGCAAGUUGUUGCAGAGUUGGGAGAGGAGACGGGAGGUCCUGGUGCAGUCCCACGUCUUCCACCUCUUCCUCCGCGACGUCCAACAAUGCGAGAGCAGCCUCUACAACCAGGAGUCCACCCUGGUCCACGCCGAGCUCCCCGACACGGUGGAAGGGGUCACCAACGCCAUCAAGAAGCACAAGGACUUCACCACCACCUUGGAGCUCAACCUCCAGAAGAUCCAGUUGGCCCUUCAAGCCGGAGAGAGCCUCCAACGACAAGGCAACCUCUACAGCGACCGGGUGGCCGAGGCCAUGGAGGGUCUUCGCACCAAGAGCCACCGCAACUACCAGUUGGCCCAAGAGUGGAUGCAACGUCUCCAGGACCACCUCGAGCUCCAGAAGUUCCUCCAGAAUUGCCGAGAGGUAGGAGAUGGAGACCCCCCCACCCCCCACCUUGACGUGGCCAAACUGGGAGUUGAAGGUGAAGAACUUCUCCAGGCCAAACCUGAAUUAAGCGGCGCCGUUCGGCGCCAACUGGAAGAGCUUCGACAAUGUUGGGUGGAGUUGGAGACCACCAGCCAAGCCCGGAGCCGGCGAUUGGCCGAAGCCGCCGCCGCCGAACGCUUGGCGAGGAGCUACGCGGACAUGGAGGCCCGGUUGGGGAGGUUGGAGGAGCAGCUGGAGACGGUGGGGGCAGGACCCGAC